AUGCGGCGCACGGCGCUUCGACGUGUGGCGCCGUGGGUGCCGCCGCCCCGUCACGACGUGAAGGUGACGAUGCCACCACCGCCCGGCGGCGAGGUUGGUGGCUCCUUUGGCGUUUCGCUGGGGUACAGCGACCGCAUCGCCUGCACACCCUACUGGAAGCGCAUGGCUCUUUCGAACUACGCACUACGCAUGGCGGAGAAUGCGACGCGGUAUCCGAUGAGUGAGCAUCGCCCUGGCGAGUACGACAUCCGUUACCUCCCCAGGCCGUACCCGUGCACGGUUCGCAACCGGCCGCUACUAGAGGUGGGGGAGCCGCGACAGAUUCCAAGCAUUCAAAUUCCUGUCAUUUUUCUUGUGAACCUCUACAAUGAACGCAAGGAGUGCUGGUUUGGGCGCAAGUACGAGACGGUCUAUGUGAGUCGGCAGUUUAUGCGGGAGGAGCUGAUGCCGCAGCGGUACGCCAUUUACGCCACGCCCGAGGCGUACGCACUGCUUGGGCUGCCGGUCGUGGACCACGGGAUUCACAAGGAGAUCCCCAAGACGCCGCGCGAGUAUGAAAAGUUACUGGAGCGGCAAAAGUACGACGAGGAGAGGUGGAAGUACUCGAUUGAGUACCUCUUCCGCAAGUACGAGGCGGGGCCGCCCGAACUGUUAGACCGCGCCGAAGACGGUUGGGACGGCACAGAGGUGGUGGCCGUCUCUGCCGCAGCCGGGGCCGCGCGUCAGGGGGGGGAGGCGGCGCAGCGCAAAGGCGCCAUCAAGCAGCGCAAGGCACGGAAGAUCAAGUUGUUUUAG
Messenger RNA from Trypanosoma conorhini, 795 nucleotides. RefSeq lists its product as uncharacterized. Gene Ontology annotation, biological process: translation. The transcript has a single exon. Lineage: Eukaryota; Euglenozoa; Kinetoplastea; Trypanosomatida; Trypanosomatidae. Bases 1 to 795 code for a protein of 264 amino acids. Gene Ontology annotation, cellular component: ribosome; mitochondrion. Gene Ontology annotation, molecular function: structural constituent of ribosome. The record is from RefSeq and is a predicted model, not a curated record.